Haliaeetus leucocephalus (bald eagle) is the source of this 5797-nucleotide messenger RNA. RefSeq names its product multivesicular body subunit 12B (gene MVB12B). Bases 141 to 1010 code for a protein of 289 amino acids. NCBI's taxonomy places the organism in Eukaryota, Metazoa, Chordata, Aves, Accipitriformes, Accipitridae. Gene Ontology annotation, biological process: viral budding; regulation of epidermal growth factor receptor signaling pathway; virus maturation. The record is from RefSeq and is a predicted model, not a curated record. Gene Ontology annotation, cellular component: late endosome; ESCRT I complex. The transcript is spliced from 10 exons.
AUUUACAUAGGGCCCAGACUUGCUCUUUUUUAUUGCCUGCAGCACGAUGUUUGUUCAGACUGGGCAUUGUGAAGUGUAAACCCAGGUCCCACUGGCACCAGCACUCACCUCUGCCUUUUCUAGAAGCAGAUCAGUCCAUAAUGCCUGAAGUGCGAGACCUCUCAGAUGCCUUGCCUGACUUGCCGAUGGAUCCCAUCACGGGUGUUGGUGUGGUUGCAUCCCGGAACCGAGCACCGACAGGUUAUGAUGUAGCUGCACAAACAGCAGAUGGCUUGGAUGCUGACCUCUGGAAAGAUGGCUUAUUUAAAUCCAAGGUCACACGAUACCUGUGCUUCACGAGAUCAUUUUCAAAAGAAAAUAGUCAUUUAGGCAACGUUUUGGUUGAUAUGAAGCUCAUUGAUAUCAAGGACACUUUACCUGUGGGCUUCAUCCCCAUCCAGGAGACUAUCGAUACACAAGAAAUAGCUUUCAGAAAGAAGAGGCUAUGCAUUAAAUUCAUCCCUCGAGAUUCUACAGAGGCAGCGAUCUGUGACAUCCGAAUCCUGGGUAGAUCUAAACAAGCCCCUCCUCAGUACACAUUCAUAGGGGAGUUGAACAACAUGGGCAUUUGGUACCGGAUGGGCAGAGUUCCACGCAACCAUGAAUCUUCACAGCCUGCGACUCCUCCUUCCCAAGUACCAUCUUCGACACCAGCUCCUAACCUGCCAAGGCAUAUCUCGCUGACACUCCCUGCCAGCUUUCGAGGGAAAAGUCACAGCACUCGCCUGGACUUGGAGCACCAGCACUCAAAUUUGUAUGCCAUAUCAGCAAUGGAUGGAGUGCCUUUUAUGAUUUCUGAGAAGUUUGCCUGUGCUCCUGAAGGGAUGCAGCCAGUUGAUCUCUUGGGCAUCACAAUCAAAACCCUUGCAGAAAUCGAAAAGGAGUACGACUACAGCUUCCGGACGGAGCAGAGUGCGGCGGCCCGCCUGCCGCCCAGCCCUACCAGGUGCCCGCCAGUCCCGCAGUCCUGAGAGGGACCGCCGGCGCUGGAGCAGGUGUGUGUGUGCAUACUACUGAGCAGGACGCGGCGCCAGGGCCGUCCCGGCAGACACCCGCUCGUCCGGCCAUCACCGCCCGCCCUGCGCUGCACCACCUCCUCCUGCACACGCCGCUCCACGCGUUGGGACUGCGCAGCCCUUCGGCAGCUGCCCCCACCCUCCCUUGCUGCUGCGGACGUCUCUCCACGUGAGUACGUGACUGGGAGCCUGACGGCAGCCCCUUGGUUGUCCUCACUUCCUAACCCCUGCUGCAGGACAGUCACCAAAACCAGAGCUGUAACAAACUGCUGUGAACAGCAAGCCGUGAGCUCGCAGACCAUCAAGAAACGCUCAGCAGUGAGCCCUAAAAGUAAGGAAGAGUAAAAGAUACGGCUGGUUAAUCUGCAAGCCCCCGGGCAUCCCGCCUGAGCUGACGUGGAGCUGAUGGGCUCUCGACACCUCGCGGCGGGAGGCCCCUGCAGCACUCGGUCCAACGGGCAGCACCGAGCCACGGUGGAUGCCCUGUCUGCCUCCACCGAGGUCUGGGCACACAGCAGCCCCGCCACGGCCGGGAUCAACCCCAGACUGUGAUCACUUGUUUUUGCUGUAGGCUGGCGGAGCCAGGGUUGCUUGCUCAGACCUGCCUUGGCCUCUCUCCCCGGGCACUGGCAAGGCGGAGGGGUGCAGAGAGCACAAGCUGCACUGCAGUUCCCAAGGUGAAGCUCCUCCACUUUGCACAGCGUGUCUGUGUGUCCGUCAGGACCUGGAGCAACAAACAUCCUGUAUUUCUUUCCGGGGUGGAUGCUGGCAGCAGCCCAGGCAGACCCUGGCAGCACCCCGCUGACCCCUGGCCAAGCUGCCUGCGGAGCUGGGGCCCUGCUGACAAUGUGGAUGCUGUCACCUGCCCGUCACUUUGGACAAUUUUCUAAUAUUUGCCCCGCUAGCUGCUAAAACAUAAGAGAUGUGCCUGUUCCCUUGUGCACUCACGGGGAAGCACUGAACUCUGACGUAGUGCAGGAUGAGAGUGGGAUGCAUUAAACCCUGACCUCAGCCUCCUUGUGAUCGCUGACCUUAGCUCGCUCCCGAGUCAAAUGCAUGUCUUGGAGAAGUCUGUUGCUGUAAUAAGUUAUUUAGAAGUGCCCAUCUGACUCCGUGCUGCUUUUUCAAGUCUCUACUGUAGAACAAAGCUACAUCAUGGCAGCAAAAUGGCAAUUUUUAAGUUAGUGUUAAAACGUACAACUUUUUGUAUUGUAAAAUACUGAUUACCUAACCCUAUUGAAAUGCAAUUGCCAUAGUAACAAAUAACAGUAUUGUUGCUCUCAGUCUGGGUCAUAUGUAUGCCCUGACCUGCUUUGCACUGCUUUUGAUUGAUCUUGCAUUUUCUAGUUGGACAGAAUGGUGACUAACAGUAGGUUUUGUACUGUCAGCUUGUAUUUUUUAUUUGUACAUAUGUAAAAUAUUUCUUGUCCAAAGAUUCAUUUCUGGUUUUAAGGCACCAUACCAUAUUGCUGGGAUAAUGAGCACAAAAUACCAUAACAUUCAGGACAGACCAAUUCCAAGUCUUUGCUCCAACUUGUUCCAGUCAGGUAAAUCAUUUUCUAAAACUGCCUCUGUAAAGCAAGGCUGUGCGAUUGGAAAGCAGGGGCUGAUUUCAUUGUAGGUGUGUCAUAUCUGGGCGAAAGAAUUAAAGCUAAUGCCAUUUGAACCAGCUCUGGAGGUUUGGGUGACCCCCUGGAAGUGCUCGUUUACUUGGAGGUUGCAGCACCAGUUUUAGUUCUUAUUUAUCCUGCAGGAAAGCAAAGCCAGACCUCACUGCCAAGCUUCACAAAGGCUAGAUUGAUGAUGCCGACAUCGACAAAUGAACAUACCAUGGCAGCCUGGUCAUUCAGCUCAGGUUCACUUGAAGUUCAAAUCCACUCCAUGCUGUAGUACUAUGCCCAUCUCAUCCAUCUUUUGUCUUUCUAUUUUUCUGCUCGUAAUUUGUUCUGUAGUUUUCUGUGGCAUCCGUUUAUAGCUUCUCGUGUGGCUUAGUGGACACUGCAGGUAGGUAGAAGCCAUCUGCGUGGUGCACUCCUCACAGCUUUGGGAUGAAGGACCUGCAGAGAGCUGACGUUCCCUGUUACUGGUGGUGGAGGAGUGAGGGUUGCAGGCUGGUACACGGCAGCCAGCGCAGCCUCUGCAGGGCUCCAGGGGCAGUUCCUGCCACCAGGAGAUGGGGAGACAGCUGCCAGGACCCCCUCCUCGAGCUGUGUCUUCCCGUGCCAAGGUCAGGGCUGACUGCACGGCAGCCGGAGUGCUCAGUGAGGAGCAGGUUCGGAUAGCUGCCGAGCCCCGCAUUCAGUGGGGCACUCCCCAGGUAUGUCUUGGAAAAAUGGGUGCAUAGCUUCGAGUCCCUUCCUGUGAGAUUUAGCUUAGAGAGCAUCAGUAGAUAAAAUUGGUGCUUUAAAUAUUUAUAGCAACAGUUAAUGUUUGCUCAGCCUUCUUAGAGAUAGUGAGCUCACCUUUCUCUUCCAUGACCUACAAGAAACACUGGAUGGCUCAAAACGCUGACAGGACAUGCAGCUGGGACAAGCAUCUAAGAAAUCUUCAGGAUAUAUUUGUAUAGUUGGUUCUCACUCUUCCCUCUCUUACACUGGGCUAGCAAAGCUGCUUCAGGGGUGCAUCUGCAAAGAAACUUGAGAGAGAGUUUGAUCUUCACAGUGUGUUUCUGCACUGUGGCACUGCAAGGAUACCCUGUACUGAAAGCAUGAAUAGUACAAAUGCAGUUCUUGUGGUACAAAUGCAAUAGAGGUGUUUUGAGCAAAGAGCUACAGCUGCUGAGAGCCAGCUGAGCUGUCAGACCUGCUAACCGAAGGCUGGAAAUCUGGGCAUUUCCAAAGGGGAGAGGGCUCAAAGCCAGUGCUUGGAAGCACAGUGAGACACAUGGCACAGGGUGGCUGACUGCAUGUGUUGUCUUCUCAGUCCGCCGAUUAUAGGAAGCUUCUUUAUUGCACCUCUGAAUUCCCAAGAUCUUGGGCAUCAGGUCAGCAUUUCCACAGACAGGUUUUAUUUGCUGUUCCAUAACUUUUGUAUUCACGGCAACUCAUUGCAAGGCUGGUCCUUGCAUGCUCACAGCAAGUCCUCCCUGUUGGUAUGUCCCAUAGGCACUACCAGCAUCUCUCUGCAUCUUCCUCCUCCCUGUCCAAACGGUGACUGUGGUAGCAUUGGCCCAGGCAAUAAAUAUUCACGGAGCCUGAUGUUGAUGUUGUCUGGCUGUGGAGAAGCCUUCUGGAGCAUAAGAGGAGGGGAUGAGUCAAUGGAAAGCAACAGAAAUGGAUUUGCAGAGCUUUACCAGAUGUGCUUGGCUACCUUGCCUGUAUUUCUAGAACAAAACUAGUCUCUAGGUAGCUUAAUCUUGUGGCUGAUGGAGAAAUUAGUUUGCCAAAUUAUCAUACGUCUGCAACAGAGACAGAAAAGCAGCAGUGAGGGGUUUACUUACUGUAAAAUACACUUUCUGAUGUGAAUUAGUAGUGACACACUGCCUCCUGGAUUUCUCACGGCAAAGAGCGGGUAGCGCACAGAGAUGACUUGUGGGCCAUCCAGGCCAGGCAGUGCUGUCUAAUGUGUUAACAAUGGAGAGGCAAGAAAUUAGUCCAGAAAGUAAUGUAGAGUGUGAACUUUGUGAUAAAAUUCAAGUGUGGACAGUUGUAGCAGGUGUCUUCCCUGUGGGAGCAUCUCAUAGCUGUAGUUACAUAGGAAUAAACUUUGUCAGACUUUUUUCCUUUGACUGUCACUGAGUUUGCCCGCGGUGUUUGUAGGAGAGGAUCCCCCGCGAGCCUCCUGUGUAGUGAGAGGUUGUUGGUAGUCUGUAGCUUUGGGCUUGUUUGGUUUCACACCUGCCCCUGCCCCCACCGGUUUCCUGAGCUCUCCAGACCAAACGCAUGCACCGCAGAGCCUGGAGAAAGUCCCAACGUGGGCACAGCACGUGCCAGGUGGAUGCUGGUGGUGAGGGCGUGCGUCCGCAGGUCUGGGCACCUCCUCUUCAGUGGGGCCCUAAAAAUCUCCUUGGGGGAGGGAAAACGGGAUGCGGCGGCUUUGGAGCUGGCCGGUCCCACGUUGGCCUUCACCUCCCCACUGCCCUCAGGCAACGCGGGGUCUGUCUCCCCAGAUCUGCCCACCGGCCACUCUCCCAAAGCAGCCCCAGGAGCCUGGCCAGGGUGGCAGCGGGCACGUCUCACAGGUGCCAGCAGAGCAGCUCACCGGAGAGCCGUUCCCACUCCUCCUGAAGGGCAUGCGCAUCUCGCUGCAUUCAAAUAAUUACCUCAGCCUUCGAGCCUUGACGAACGGACGGGAAUCCCUCCCGGCAGCGGGGCAGCCGAGCGGUGUUGGUGUUAGUUAUCCUAAGCCAUAAAACUCUGACAGCGUUGCAGUAGGGAGGGUGCUCCUCUGCUCAUGAAAAAGCUCAGUAAGGUGCUGCUCAAUUCAUUCAAUACAGGGAAACCAAACAGUUUGGAUAUUCUGGUCAUUUAUUGUGAAAUUGUUUCCUAACAGCAAGAGUUUUAAAUGUCAUCAUGCAAAUGGAAGACAAACCUUUUAUGCAGUUGCAAAGUGUUUUUUUAAGAUGCUAUGCAUUUUGUUGGGUUAUUGAAAGUGAAUUUACUGUGCAUUAAUCUUAUGAAUGUUACUACGUUUUAUAUUUAUUUUAGAUGACCCUCCUGUAUUUUACAAAGGGAAGUUUCAUUGUGUGAUAACUUAGUCUGUAUUCUUAAUAUAAUUUGUUAAAUAAAACUUGGUUUAAUCAG